GGUCGCUUCAUGACGCCCACGUUUACCCCUUGAGAAGCAGGCGGUCCUCUGUAAUGAAGUAUACAGAAACAGAGAAGAUGGAACUUCUAAACCUUCAUAAUCAAUAUCGCAGAAGCGUCUCCCCCACAGCUGCUGAUAUGAGACACAUGAUCUGGGACGUUGACCUGGCCGACAUAGCACAGAAGUGGUCUGAGAACUGCCACUGGGACCAUGGGUACCCCUCUGCAGGGACGCCGUACGCCAGAGAGAGGAUGGGUCAGAACAUUAUGGCACAGUCAUUGACCCCGCCCUCGACUGUAACGUUUCCAGUGACAGCGUGGUUCGAGGAAUACAAACUAUGGAACUACACACGGAAUAAAUGCCAACCUGGGACAGAGCACCAUUGUCUACAUUAUACCCAGCUUGCAUGGUCAGCGAGUUAUCGCAUGGGAUGUGGCAUGCACCGCUGUACAGUCGGGUCUCCAUGGAAGAACCAACCGCUGUUUGCCACGUGGUACUACGUAGUCUGCAAUUAUUGGCCAGCUGGGAACAAGGCCUGGCUCAAACCCUUCAAGGCCGGUCCUCCUUGCUCCAAGUGCUCUGAGAACCCCGAGAAUACAGGAGACUGCCAACAGGGGUUAUGCGUUACAAAGGAUGAGUGUCAGAAAUAUCCUUCGCAUUGCAGUGCUCCAGACCCUUGUCUUGGUAAGAUACUGACGUGUGAAAACUGGGGGACUCCGGACUAUGACACGUGCACCUGUCGUUGUCACCCUAAUUUCUACGGUGCAAUGUGUGAGAAAGCAAAGUGCCAUAAUGCACUAACCUGCGAGAAUGACGGGGACUUUGACCCCAGCACAUGUACCUGUGCAUGCUCCAACUACUUCACCGGAAGCCGUUGCGAAAAAUACAACUGCCAAGCUAUGGGCAACAGAGGUCGUGACAGCUACAGGUGCGCAAGAAUGCCAAGACGAGCCUGUACCAAAGGGUGGCAUAUCCGCGGGGAGAAGGAAGAAAUUCGCCUGAAAUAUUGUCCCAAAAAGUGUGGUCUUUGCUUAUAAUAUAUAUUGAACGUGUUUUUUCUGUACCGACUUUAAAAUAUCAAAUAGUUAUUACACGUAUAAGGAAAAUGCUAACAAAUAA
Molecule: messenger RNA, 1119 nt
Organism: Lingula anatina
Lineage: Eukaryota; Metazoa; Brachiopoda; Lingulata; Lingulida; Lingulidae
Product: GLIPR1-like protein 1
Source: RefSeq, a predicted model, not a curated record